GUCCAUCCAAUCUACCGUAUGGUGGCUGCUUCUCCUCUGCAAGGAGCCAUCAUCCCUUGCCUUUUCAUCUCUCCAGAAAAUUAAGUCAGGAAGAGGAGCUGUGAGCCUGUGAGGGAUGGCAAGUUUCCCAAAAGCAAAUGAAUCAGCUCAUAUUUCGAUUGAGAUGGAAAUAAAAGAAAUGCUAAAGAACCUACCUCCCCAGUCAAAAGAGUGUUGUAUCUACAGAACUCCUGAAAAACUCCGCAAAGUAAAUGGAAAUGGAGAAACCUACACACCUCGUGCAGUAUCAAUCGGCCCUUUUCACCGAGGGCAACAGCACUUGCAAGCUAUGGAAGAGCAUAAAUUAAGGUACCUACAGAGUUUCCUACCCCGGACAGGAUCGGACUUGGGGCCGUAUGUUGAACGCGUCAGGACAUGGGAGAGAGAUGCCCGUAAUUGUUAUGCAGAAACCAUUGAUCUAAGCAGUGAUGCGUUUGUGAAAAUGUUAGUUAUGGAUGGAAGUUUCAUUGUAGAGCUACUCUUGAGGUCUUCCCACAUUCGUGAGGGAAAAAAUCAAAGUGAUCAUAGUGAUCGCAUAUUUUCUAGCCCGUGGCUGAUUGAUGAUCUGGGGCGCGACAUGAUAUUGCUUGAAAAUCAGCUUCCAUUCAUUGUUCUAGAGCGUAUGCUUCGCCUAGUUGAUCGUAACCUCAACGAAAACCCUUCCAUGCUUAAGCUCACUUAUGAACACUUCAAGAGUUUUUUGACUCUACAUAAAUAUCCUGACAAUAUACGCCCAGCUGAUGUAAAGCAUUUUCUCGAUUUCUUGAGACACUGUCAUUUGCCUUCACCACCGAAAAAGUGGCGAAAGGGAGGUCCAGCGAUUGAAUUCUCUCCGAGUGCAACAAGACUUAAUGAAGCUGGCAUCAAGUUUAAGGUAAGGGAAAGCAGUUGUUUACUUGACGUCAACUUCAAAAGUGGAGUUCUUGAAAUCCCCAAUCUGGAAAUAGAUGACUUGACAGAAACUUUGUUCCGAAACCUCAUCGCCUACGAGCAAUGUCACUGCAAUGAAAAGUACAUAAUCCACUACAUGGCCCUCCUCGAUAGCAUGAUCAACACUCCCAAGGAUGUGGAGUUACUAAUCGACCAAAGGAUCAUCACGAGCCGGCUGGGAAGCAAUGAAGAUGUGAUGAUACUGUUCAACAAUAUCUGUAAAGAGGUGGUUUUUGGUCACGACGUCUAUUUCAGCAGUCUUUGCCAGAUUCUGAACGCAUAUUGCAGGACUCCUUGGCACAGGUGGAAGGCAAAUUUGAAAAGAGAUUAUUUCCAUACUCCCUGGGCAGCUGUUUCUGUUGUUGCUGCUGUUAUACUUCUCAUGCUUACUUUCAUACAGACUGUGUGCUCUAUUAAAUCACUAAUUAAAUCACCAUGAUUUCCUACCUCAAAGCUUUAUGUAGAUUCAUUCAUGGUCUUUGAAAUGAAUAGUUUGUGAUAAUGAGUAUUUCAGUCCGUGUAAUUUUUUUUUUUUUUGGGUCAUUAGUCAGUGUAUUUAACUUUUGAUUUGUUCCGUUAUAUAUUGUUCUUCCACCAGUUCUACAUAAUA
This is a messenger RNA of Ilex paraguariensis (yerba mate), 1579 nucleotides long. NCBI's taxonomy places the organism in Eukaryota, Viridiplantae, Streptophyta, Magnoliopsida, Aquifoliales, Aquifoliaceae. The record is from the annotation of a GenBank genome assembly.